ACGUCCCUAAAAUUUACUACGGCCACACUGUUUCUGUCAGAUUAAUAGGUGCGGCCAUGUUGAUCUGUAGUGAAUAAAACUGAGUUAAUUUUCUUUUAGGGAAAUAAAAUUGACACAAUAUGCCCAAAUGCGACCUCAAAACGAGAUACAUCCCCGCGACGUUCGCCUGGACUCUAUUGUUGGGCACAACAUCCCUGUUUUUUUAUUUCCCGUGUCAAUACUACCUUCACAAGCACCCAUGGGUUCCCGCGUACCAAGGCUUCAUAACGUUUUUUGUUUUGGCCAAUUUUACCCUGGCCACUUUCAUGGACCCGGGAGUCAUACCAAAAGCUCCACCUGACGAGGACCGCGAGGACGACUUCCGAGCGCCCCUGUAUCGCAGCGUGGAGAUCAACGGUAUAACCGUGCGGAUGAAAUGGUGCGUCACGUGCAAGUUCUACCGGCCGCCGCGGUGCUCGCACUGUUCUGUGUGCAAUCAUUGCAUAGAAACAUUUGACCACCACUGUCCGUGGGUGAACAACUGCAUCGGACGACGAAACUACAGAUUCUUCUUCUUCUUCUUAAUAUCGCUUUCCAUACACAUGCUGAGCAUAUUCGGCCUCAGUUUAUAUUAUAUCAUGAACAAUAACAAAACUUUGACGCAGGUCGAGCCUAUUGUGUCAAUGGUAAUAAUGGGCAUAAUCGCACUACUAGCGAUACCGAUAUUCGGCCUGACCGGGUUCCACAUGGUGCUGGUCUCCCGGGGCAGGACCACCAACGAGCAGGUGACGGGCAAGUUCACCGGGGGCUACAACCCCUUCUCGAAAGGGUGCUGGUACAACUGCUGUUAUACGCAGUUUGGUCCACAGUAUCCUAGUCUAGUCCGACCGUCGAAAUACAUCUACAAAGGUGGCAAGAAGCGGCGGGAAGCGAUGCCCGGCGGGGGGCACUCGGCGUCCGCCAUUUCCACGAUAGCGACCGACACGCAGCACCAGGUAAAGACGUACACGGCGGACAACGGCACCGCGCACCGCCCCGCCGGACCCCACGCGCACUAUAACAAGCUGUCUCCGGGACGGGAGGAGGCGGAGGGCGAGCUGGACGGGCCGGGCGCCUCCCAGUCGGCGGACUGCGAGCCCACGCCGCCGCCCCUGCAGCGCCGGGGCUCGGCUGCCAACUUGUUCCCGCCCGACGCACAUCAUCAUCUGCCGCCUAGGCCGCACCAUUAUCCGAGACUCAGUCCGCUUUCGAGAAAUACCAGCCACGGUGGCACCACGACAUCCGGCUACCGAGUCGUAAUGGAGCCGGUGAGAUACGACACGGGCUCCAAUGGCGGAGCCCGGCCCUCGCCCACAAUGCAACAGAGGAUCAAGGCUCUGGGCGUCCCCACGCCGCUGGCCGUCAGCAGUCCAGUCAGAAGGUCCAACCCGGGCACGCCGACGCAGCCGCGCCGCCCCGACUUCAUCGGCGUCGGCGGCCGCGCCUCGCCGCAGCGCCGCUUCCUGUCCGAGGGCGAGCUGCUGCGGCCCGAGCCCGCCGCGCCGCACCGCCCCACGGCCGACGACAUCCGCGAGCUGGCCGCGUCCCCGCAGCGCGGCAACUACCUGUGGGCGGAGCGCGCGCCGCACGCGCCGGCGCCGCGCCCGCACGCGCCGCACGCGCACGCGCUGCACGCGGCGCCGCGCGGCGGCGUGGCGGUGUUCCCGCCGGGCGUGGCCUCGCCCCUCGCGCGGCGGCGGGCGGGCGGCGGCGGCGGGCGGCCGCUGUCGUUCGUGCGGGCGCUGGAGGUGCAGGACGCGCUGGAGUCGCGGGCGCCGCCGCCGGACCCGCCCGACCGCGCCUCCGUCUACGACUGCAACUACGAGAUCUCCGUCUGAGCGCACCCACUUUUAUAUCUAUGUAUAUUUGUGAGUCAUUUGUAAUGUUGACCUAUAUUUAAUUGUGAAUCGUCGAGAGAGUGUACAUAGUCCCCCAGUGUUGUGAUUCCGAGAUGACAUAAUAAUUAUAUAGAACUAUAUAAAAGAGAAAAUGUAUCAGCACCCGAGUGUCUCAAUUAUUGUGUAAAAAAUAUAUUUAUGAACAUUGUUUUUCAAGGA
Helicoverpa armigera (cotton bollworm) is the source of this 2075-nucleotide messenger RNA. It is a transcript of the gene Zdhhc8, whose product is annotated as Zinc finger DHHC-type containing 8. Lineage: Eukaryota; Metazoa; Arthropoda; Insecta; Lepidoptera; Noctuidae. Gene Ontology annotation, biological process: protein palmitoylation. The record is from RefSeq and is a predicted model, not a curated record. Gene Ontology annotation, molecular function: palmitoyltransferase activity.